UUGUUUCUGAUUAUCAUCUUAUUAUGGGUUAAUGUAAUUGCAUUAACAUCCCAACCUUCACUGAACUGUUCACAAAUCUGCGGCGAUGUGGAAAUACCUUUCCCGUUCGGAAUGGGUGAAGGAUGUUAUAUGGAUACUCAGUACAACAUAACCUGCAACACCUCAUACAAUCCUCCAAAGCCUUUCCUUGGUGAUGGUCGCCUUGAGGUUCUUAAUAUAUCAUUGGAUGCCGAGAUUUUGAUCGAAGGCCGUCAACAGUACGCUUCCUACUGCCGGAAUUCGAUUGGAUCCAACGAUACCUCUUUCAGUUUGAAUGUAAGUCCAUUCAGAUUCUCUGCAAAUCGUAGCAGAUUUACUGCCAUAGGGUGCAAUACUAUGGCCACCAUAAGUGAGCUUCAGGAGCUAGCGUUUGCUAGUGGGUGUUUGUCAUUCUGUACUAAUCAGACGAUUGUGGAAGAUGGAUCUUGUGAUGGUAUGGGUUGUUGCCAGAAUAAUAUUCCCAAAGGGCUUCAAGUAUUCAAUGUGAGCCUCUCAAGUGCUCUUAGCUUCACUGGGACCUGGGAGAACAGCACCUGCAGUUUUGCGUUCAUGGCUGCUGAGGACUUGUUCAGCUUCAAAGCAUCAGAUGUCUUCGAAAGCAGCCUCAACAGGAACAGUAUUCCAGUGGCUCUGGAUUGGGCGAUUGGGAAUUUAACGUGUACUGAUGAAGCUGCCCAUUACAGUUGUGGGCCUUCUAGCCAUUGCUCUAACUCCACCAAUGGCCCUGGUUAUCGAUGCUACUGUGAUGAGGGCUUUGAGGGGAACCCAUACCUAUCCAUAGGAUGCCAAGACAUAAAUGAAUGCAAGGAAGGAUACAACAAUUCCUGUGCCAUGGAAGCAACGUGCCAUAAUACCAUUGGGAGUUAUGAGUGCAAAUGUCCAGCUAACCACCACGGUGAUGGUCAUGAAACUGGAAGCGGUUGUAUGGAGAAUACUGGAGCUGUUCCAGUGGUUGCUAUUAUUGGAGGUACUGGGCUAGGAAUUAUACUGCUAUUUGCUUGUAUCUUUUUGGUAUACUGGGCAAUCAAGAGACAAAGGCUAAUCAGGCUCAGAGAAAAAUUCUUUGAACAAAAUGGAGGUUUGCUACUACGACAACACAUAGCUACACAUAAAGGUGUUGCAGAUAUUGCAAAGAUCUUCACCAUAGAUGAUAUCAAGAAGGCAACCAAUAAUUUUGAUGAGAGACAAAUUCUUGGUCAAGGAGGGUAUGGUACAGUAUAUAAAGGAAUUCUUUCAGAUAACAGAGUAGUAGCUAUCAAGAAAUCAAAAAUAGUGGAUCAGGGUCAGAUCAUUCAAUUUAUAAACGAAGUUGAUAUUCUUUCUCAAAUCAAUCAUAGAAAUGUGGUUAAGCUCUUGGGUUGUUGUUUAGAAACAGAGGUUCCAUUGUUGGUUUAUGAAUUCAUCUCCAGUGGAACCCUCUAUGAACACAUCCAUGAAGAGAAUUAUGCAACUUCUAUUUCUUGGGAGGAUCGAUUAAGGGUUGCUGCUGAAACUGCUGGAGCACUUGCCUAUUUACAUUCUGCCCAUUCAAUUCCAGUUCUUCAUAGAGAUGUCAAGUCCACAAAUAUACUACUUGAUGAUAACUACACUGCUAAAGUAUCUGAUUUUGGAGCUUCGAGGUUGGCUCCUAUGGAUCGAAUUCAGAUGACCACAUUAGUUCAAGGGACAUAUGGGUACUUAGACCCAGAAGGUUUUUACACAGGUCAAUUAACUGAUAAAAGUGAUGUUUAUAGUUUUGGUGUAGUUCUUGCUGAACUUUUAACAGGGGAAAAUCCAAUUUCAUCAGAGAGAGCUGAGGAACAUAGAAGUCUAGCUAUGUAUUUUAUUUCCUCAAUGGCAAAUAAGAAGCUUUUUCAGAUCCUUGAUGAUCAGGUUGCCAAAGAGGGAAAUAAAGAGCAGUUGUUGGGAGUUGCUAAUCUUGUAAUGAAAUGCUUGAAGAUUAAAGGGGAAGAGAGGCCAACAAUGAAGGAGGUUGCAGCAGAGCUUGAUGCUUUGAGAAUGUCUUAUGUGCAGCAAUGGAAGCAACUUAACCACACGGAGACUGAUUACCUGCUAGGUGGGUUAGGUGAUCAGCCUUCAAACCUUUGUGUUGGUGAAUCAGGUGUCCAAGAAAGUGUGGGAAGCAACUUCAUGCUGGCUCUGAAAAUCGCUCGUUGAUUGUUCAAAGUGAGACACUUAGACACUCAUUUAGUAAUUCUAGUCUUUAUUUUUAGAUAAGUUGUUGUUAUAAUAUCAGAUAUGUACAUGAGAGUCAUUAAUAAAAUAUCUACUACUCUAAAUCAAUUAAACUA
This is a messenger RNA of Telopea speciosissima, 2330 nucleotides long. RefSeq names its product putative wall-associated receptor kinase-like 16. Gene Ontology annotation, biological process: cell surface receptor signaling pathway; protein phosphorylation. The coding region runs from base 112 to 2196 and encodes 694 amino acids. NCBI's taxonomy places the organism in Eukaryota, Viridiplantae, Streptophyta, Magnoliopsida, Proteales, Proteaceae. The transcript has 3 exons. The record is from RefSeq and is a predicted model, not a curated record. Gene Ontology annotation, cellular component: plasma membrane. Gene Ontology annotation, molecular function: protein serine/threonine kinase activity; calcium ion binding; ATP binding.